Cydia pomonella (codling moth) is the source of this 2079-nucleotide messenger RNA. RefSeq lists its product as uncharacterized. The record is from RefSeq and is a predicted model, not a curated record. NCBI's taxonomy places the organism in Eukaryota, Metazoa, Arthropoda, Insecta, Lepidoptera, Tortricidae. The transcript has 2 exons. The coding region runs from base 604 to 1431 and encodes 275 amino acids.
GUGGCAUCUGUAGACGACAAAAAAAUGUGAUUUACGGCGUUUGAUGAUUAAAAGGUUUCCUUUUGCAAAGUGAAUACCUAGAACCCAUAGAUCAUUUUACGAAGGAGAGCCACACCAUUUUCUGAUGUAGGGAGGAUAGGAGGGGGGGGGGUCUUCAGUUAAUAAAAUAUUAUAAUUAAGUAUAAAUAUAUAUUUUUUCCUGUUACAACGUUAAGUUUAGUAUGAUUUCAACUAAUCUAGAGACAUAGAUUCCAUAUAUCAAAUAAUACUUACAGUAUUUAAUACAAAAAUCUAGAAAUAAACGGAAAAUUAAUAAAUAUCUUACUUUUUUCACGAUAACUUAAUGUUAAAUUUGCCGAUUCCGAUGAUUCAAACGACUCACUCAUUAAUCUGUUCAAGGCCACCACCCGACGCUCGCUACGCGUGCACGCACAAACAUCGCCUCUUCUCUUUCUCUUUUUGAAUUACUAGGUUCCUACGCGCUUGAAUAUGCCGAAGUGCAACAGGUAGUGACGAACGUAGAUAACAAAAUAAAAUCAAACAAAUGGGCUCGAGAUUUAUGUUGAAGAGGCAGAUAGCCGUUUUCUUUUACAUGCACAAGACAUGGCCCUCAAUGGCGCAUCAAAAAUUACAAUACACACGGUUGAUUCUGAUGUUGUGGUUAUAGCGAUAUCCUUUUAUUUCACACUUCAUGAUCUUAAAGAGCUGUGGAUAUCUUUCGGCACUGGUAAACAUCACAACUACAUACCGGUGCAUGAAGUAGCAAAUCAUUUAGGCGCAGAUAAAGCAGAAGCUUUAAGAGGCUAUCAUGUGUUUACAGGGUGUGACACCGUUUCAGCGUUUUAUUCUAAGAGCAAAACGUUGACUUGGAAUACUUGGCAACGAUAUCCCGAGGUUACUGCAGCUUUCAAAGGGUUAUCUAAUCCACUCGAAGAAAUGCCCGAGAAUGUAUUUAAUACGUUAGAAAAAUAUGUGGUGCGGCUAUACUGUGGACAUGUUGACAUCAUCAGUGUAAACGAUGCAAGAAAAUUCUUAUUCACAACAAAAAAUAGGUCGCUCCAAAACAUUCCUCCAACAAAAGAUGCCCUUAAAAUGCAUAUUAUGAGGGCAGCUUAUCAGGCAGGGCAAGUGUGGGGACAAGCCCUAAAAUCACUGCCUGAAAUUGUCUCGCCGAUGAACUGGGGAUGGACUGACACAGGGGAUGUAUGGAAGCCGACAUGGAUCACGCAGGCCUAUAUCUGGGAAUCUGUCAGCCAGCUUACCAAAUGUUCCUGUAAAAAAGGUUGCAGAGGUCGAUGUUCCUGCAGCCAAAAAGGGUUGCAAUGCACGCAGUUAUGUAACUGCAGAGGAAACUGCGACAAUUCAAGUAUAAUAGACAGCGAGGCAUUAUUAGACGAAAUGGAAGACGGCACGGAAGAUGAUAUUCCGUAAUAAUAAACCACGACGCGACGUUUCUUUUGAUUAGAUAUAAUUAAUAAAUAUUGAAAAAUAAGGCGUUUUAGAUUACUUUAUACAUGAAUCUCAAUAACAGCCAUUAUUUAGAGACGCCUAUAUUAUCUGAAACUGCACUAUCUUUUUUGUCAGAAGAGUGAGGUCAAAAACAGGUCUUUUUAAUUUAUAAUGUUCUUUAUACUGUGACGAGAUGUAUUUUUUUCAUGCAUAUUAUAACUUUUUCAUCCAUCAUGUGGGUACUUUUUGAAGAGGAGAUGAAAUGGGCUUUCUAAAUAAAUUAUUGUAAUUUUAUUAUCUGUUAAAUCAAAAAUGAUAUGGAAGACUUUGUGCAAAAAAAGAAAAAUGACAAUUUUGAUUUUUUUCUUUUUUUUGCGUUUCUGUGAAAAAUAUUGCAAAAUAAUUAGCAGAAAUGAAUUCUACGUGUUUGAUUUACUCGAAAUUGAUACCAAACAUAAGCUAGUAGCUACUAUGCUAGUGACAGGAAUCCACCCUAAUAAAAAUAAAAAAAAAUUACAUUAAAAAAAAUGUGGCUCCCCUUCUUAAAUCAUUCUUUCAGUCCUGAGGACUAAUGCUGCAAAAGGAAAUUGCUUAAUCAUUAAUCGCCGUAUAAUUUAGUCUACACUGGCA